Myotis brandtii (Brandt's bat) is the source of this 349-nucleotide messenger RNA. RefSeq names its product ral-GDS-related protein-like. Lineage: Eukaryota; Metazoa; Chordata; Mammalia; Chiroptera; Vespertilionidae. Gene Ontology annotation, molecular function: guanyl-nucleotide exchange factor activity. The transcript is spliced from 4 exons. Gene Ontology annotation, cellular component: plasma membrane. Gene Ontology annotation, biological process: positive regulation of GTPase activity; Ras protein signal transduction. The record is from RefSeq and is a predicted model, not a curated record. The coding region runs from base 37 to 342 and encodes 101 amino acids.
ACCUGUGUGAUCACCACCUGCCUUGGGGACCCAAGCAUGAUGGCCCAGGACAGGGCCAAAGUGGUGGAGCACUGGAUUAAGGUGGCCAAGGAGUGCAGAAUCCUAAGAAAUUUCUCCUCCCUGCAUGCCAUCCUGGCUGCUCUGGAGAGCGUGGCUGUCCAUCGAAUGAAAAAAACAUGGGGGAAAGUUUCCAGGAAGCGGGCACUUACAAUGAAAAAACUGUGCGUGCAAGAAAAACAACUCACUGAGCAGGGAACAGUUCAUCAAGCAGCCUUCCAGGUAUGCCUCUCUGAUGGUCUAUGUCCCUGGAUCCAAGCCCAGGCUGCCCAAGAAGGUGAGUGAGCUUAUC